AUGUUGCAAAAUUUUGAGACCAUCGCCGAGGGUAAGGCGAAGGCAAUCUUGAAUACUAUCCCAGAACAUUGGCGGUUAAAUAUUACCAUCCCCGCUGCCGAGGAACAACGUGAUGUCACUGGCAAAUACAUUCAACAAUUCUUAACCGCGAGUGAGGUUGAAAUCACCGAAACUGAUGCAGUGGGGAUCUUGGAACAUACGACAACUGGGAAAUGGUCGGCUCGAGACGUCACUGAAGCCUUUUGUCACCGUGCGGCAAUCGCCCAUCAACUGACAAACUGCUUGCUUGAUAUCUUCAUCGAUGUGGCAUUAGAGCAUGCUGACACGCUUGACGCAUACUACCAUGAGCAUAAUAAACCCAUCGGCCCACUGCAUGGACUACCAAUAAGUCUGAAAGACCAAUUUCACGUCAGAGGCGCUGAAACAACGAUGGGAUACGUUGGAUGGAUAGGCACUUUUGAGGGCCAAAAAGGCACUGGUAAAGAGCGACACUUUGAAAGCCAGUUGGUUACAGAUUUGCGCCAACUUGGAGCCGUUUUCUACUGCAAGACUACUGUGCCACCAUCGUUGAUGUCGCCAGAGACUCACAACAACAUUGUCGGAUACCUCUUCAAUCCCAAAAAUCGUCAUCUAAGCGCCGGUGGUAGCAGCGGUGGUGAAGGCGCACUACUUAGCCUUCGGGGUAGUCCUGUGGGCAUGGGAACUGACAUUGGAGGAUCAAUUCGUAUUCCCUCCAGCUUCAACGGUGUUUACGGCCUGCGGUCGUCUACUGGUCGAUUACCUUAUGAGAGAACUCCAAACAGCAUGGAUGGUCAGGAGAGCAUUCUUUCCGUCGUCGGACCCAUGGCUACAACCCUUCGAUCUCUGACGUUUGUAAUGAAGGCUUUGUUAAGCAUGCAGCCUUGGUUGCAUGAUCCAAUGGUCAUUGAACUCACAUGGAGAGACGAACAAACCAAUCGGCUACAAGCUAUGGUCGGGAAGCUCGGAAGCUCCAAAAAGUUGUCAUUUGGUGUCUUGAGGAGAGACGACGUCGUCUUGCCUAGCCCACCAGUCCGAAGGGCUAUUGAGAUUGUGGUGAAAACUUUAGAAACUGCUGGUCACGAGGUCAUUGAAUGGAAGCCACCACCUCACUCUAGAGGGUUGGACAUUGCGGUGGAAGCCUGGAUGUAUGAAGGAGGAGAAGACAUUCAUAACGCACACGGCCUUUCGGGUGAACCAGUCAUUUCACACAUCUCGAGACGAUAUGGCAACAAGCCCGUGGAGCAGAAAAGGGCUAGUGAUAUUGCGGCAAAUAACAUUGCCAAGCGCAAAUACCGCAAAGAGUACCUCGAUUACUGGAACAGUACUGCCAAUCUCACGCACUCGGGACAGCCUGUGGAUGCUUUCAUUUCACCGGUGUCUCCCUAUGGAGGAACCAGGCCUAACACUUAUCACUAUGUCACAUAUUCGACGAUUAUAAACGUCUUGGACUAUUCUUCAGUCGCCUUUCCAGUCACUUACGUUGAUAAGAAUGUUGAUGUUGUCGACGAUGGCUACACUGCUGCUAAUCCUACUGAUAAGCAAGUAUUUGAAUCAUACGAUCCAGAGAUACACGAUGGAAGCCCUGUGGGACUGCAGGUUGUCGGUAGAAGGCUUCAAGAGGAAAAGACAUUGGCACUAGCAAAGGUGAUCACAGAUCUGUUAGCUUAA
This is a messenger RNA of Trichoderma breve, 1689 nucleotides long. Its product is annotated as amidase domain-containing protein. The transcript is spliced from 5 exons. The coding region runs from base 1 to 1689 and encodes 562 amino acids. The record is from RefSeq and is a predicted model, not a curated record. Lineage: Eukaryota; Fungi; Ascomycota; Sordariomycetes; Hypocreales; Hypocreaceae.